Messenger RNA from Zophobas morio, 818 nucleotides. RefSeq lists its product as uncharacterized. Gene Ontology annotation, biological process: DNA recombination; DNA integration. NCBI's taxonomy places the organism in Eukaryota, Metazoa, Arthropoda, Insecta, Coleoptera, Tenebrionidae. The record is from RefSeq and is a predicted model, not a curated record. The coding region runs from base 69 to 818 and encodes 249 amino acids. The transcript is spliced from 2 exons. Gene Ontology annotation, molecular function: DNA binding.
CUUUGCAAAGUUCAUUAAAAAAAAGAAGAAGUAGUUCAACAGUUCUUUCUGGUGAUGAAAUACGAAAAAUGGUGACAGCUUGGAACGAGGACACACCAGCCGGUUUACAAAAGAAAUUCUACCAAAUUUCAGCGUAUGAACUUGCAUGGCGUGGUGGGGAGGCGGCUAAUUGUCUACUCCAUUACUUUAAAAUUGAAAAAAAUAAUAAGGGAGAGGAAACUGGCAGAAUAGAAUACAAUUCGGUGUUUUCAAAAACUACACAAGGAGGUGCAAAACCCUUGGCCAACAGUAAAUGGUUAAUUGCUAACAAGGACGACCUAAAUAUUUGUCCCGUAAGAUUGUUCAAGAAACUUUCGUCAAAACGGACCACAAAUAUUACUACGGAGAGAUUUUUUUUAACUCCGAAUCCGCAAUGGCAAAACGACAACUCCCCAUGGUACAAAAAUUGUCCUGUAGGCAAGAACGAAAUAGGAAAAUGGACCAAAUUGGCAGCAGAAAAAAUUGGUUUAGACGUAUGUAACAUCAAUAUAACCAACCACUCCAACAGAGCUACGGCUGUGUCACACCUGGCAAAAUCUGGACUUGACGAACAACAAAUUAUAAAAAUUACAGGUCAUGCUAGUACUAGUUCACUGGCGCCUUAUUUGGAAAUUGACACAGAACACCAUGAACAAAUCAUUAAGAAAAUGCGUUUGCAAGAAAAGGAAUCGAACACUGUCGUAUCUGCAACCAAUGAGCUGCAAGCGAAGGCGUCUUCUAAUAGUACCUAUAAUUAUAAUAAGUGUACUUUUAUAUUUAAUUCUGACAGUUCAAAAUAA